Molecule: messenger RNA, 15912 nt
Organism: Podarcis lilfordi (Lilford's wall lizard)
Lineage: Eukaryota; Metazoa; Chordata; Lepidosauria; Squamata; Lacertidae
Source: the annotation of a GenBank genome assembly
UGGUCUCUAAGGUGCUACUGGAAGGAAUUUUUUUAGUCAUACCUCAGGUUAAAGACGCUUCUGGCUGAGCGUUUUCGGGUUGCGCUCUGCGGCGACCCGGAAGUAACAGAACGGGUUACUUCCAGGUUUCACCGCUCACGCAUGCGCAGACGCUCAAAAUGGCGUCACGUGCAUGCGCAGAAGCGGCAAAUCGCGACCCACGCAGACACGGGCUGCAUUCUGCUCAGGUUGCGAACGGGGCUCCGGAACGGAUCCUGUUCGCAACCAGAGGUACCACUGUAUUCUGUUUCCAAUACUGAGGUAGAUAGAGCAAUGGUCUAACUCAGGCACCCCCAACCUUCGGCCCUCCAGAUGUUUUGGACUACAGUUCCCAUCAUCCCUGAGCACUGGUCCUGUUAGCUAGGGAUCAUGGGAGUUGUAGGCCAAAACAUCUGGAGGGCUGCCGGUUGGGGGACGCCUGAUCUAACUCGAUACAAGGAGUUUCCUGUGUCCCGAGGAGGGAAGCAAAAGUAACUUGGGAAUCGCGAGGCUUCCUCCCCCCGGCUCCCCCCCUCCCUUGCUAGGAAAAGCUUCCCUUGCUGAAACGCCCUUCCUUUUUUAAGAUACAGGAAUAAUGGAGGUGGCCAGAUGUCAUUAUCAGCCAUCAGAAGUUGGCAACUGUCCUCUUCGCCCGGACUGACAAGUCAGACGGCAGCUCCACGCUGGAUGGGGGGGGGGGGGAGCAGCAGCAGCAAAAGAGAAAAGGCCCUCCCCCUUUUACGAGGCCGGAGAGCAUGCGCAUUAACGCCAGCAGGGAAGGGAGGACCCUUUCCUCUCUCCGUCCGCGCCCUUUCCUAUUCCGGGACAGGCUUGCGAGCGAGCAAGCGAGGCGGAGGCGGGCUGGGGGGGCUGUUGAGAAAGCGCGCGCGCGCGCCAGCCAGCCGAAGCGGGCGGGGUUUUGGCAACCCGGGAAACGGAGCAAAGGGAGAUCCCACCCACCCCCCCAGUCCACUCCCCUCUUUCUCCGGUAGGGCUUUUCCCGUCGGGGCGGCUGCUGCAGCUGCGCCCUAACUCACCCGGCACCCCAAAAAGAGCUUUCUGGGGUGUGUGUGUUGCGGGGGGGGGAGUGCCAAGUAAGUGGCCCUGGGGGAGGAAGCUGCGGAUGACUUUGCAGCCGGCGGAAGGAGCAGCAGCAGCAACUGGAGGAGGAGGCAGCGGCGGCGGCGGCGGCGAUUGCGGUUGCAGCAGCAGCGGCGCCGGCGAGCUCGGGAGCCCCGUGGAACGUUGAGGCGCCGGGAAGGAAAACACCCCCCAUUGUGACGUCGCGUUCUUCGGAAGUGGAAAGUUUGUCCCAGCGUUCGAAAGGCGCGCCCGCUCGCCUUUGAUCUCCUGGGCUCCCUCGCUCGAAAAGAAAGGACCCCCCCUUCCUCCCCCCGCGGCCAGAGGAAGCGGCUACUUUUCUUUCCCCCUCUCCCGCUGCUUCUUCCAAGGUGAGUGUGGCGCUGAUGGGAGGCUUCUCCCUUCAUUUCCCCUGGGUGGGUGCGCGCACGUUUCUCCCCCCCCCCACACCCUCCUAUCCGGAGCAACCCCUCCCCUCCCCACUGGGGGCGGCGGCGGUUCCAACACGUGUGCCCCGUAACGAGGAGAAGCCCGAGCGUGGGUCGGGGGCUCGCUCGGAACCUCUCUUGCCCGACCGAUCGUGUGAACGCACUUUUCUCGGUCGACGCUCACUUGAAGGCGUGGGGGGAGACGGCGCCGGGCCCUUUGAUUUGUACACCCCCCCCACAAACCGAUUUUGACAGAAAUUUGGGGUGGGGUUUUUAGAGCUGCUUCGCUUCUUUCGGCCUCUCCACUCAACGUACGCGCCUUUCCAGAAGUUGCCCAAAAUCCUUGCAAAAAAAAAGUUUGCAAAUCUUUGAAGUGGGGGCGUCGCGAUGAGGAAGAGGGGCGCGUGGCUUUUUCACGACCCCGGCUGCCUUCCUGUUUGAUUUCCGUACAGAUUCGUAGAAGCGCCUACAGGACUCGAUUUCGGGGGGAUGUGGGGUGGGGUCUGAUUUUACAAAUCUGGUAGCUUUAACUUCCUUGUAAAGAGAAGCGAGGCGGGUGUGGGUCUCGCCUCCCCCCACCCCACCCCACCGACGUUGGAAACUUCUCCUGGGUGGGACAUCUGGGGUUUGAAUUAAAACUGCCGUUUAGACAGGAACAAGCGGAGCGAGCGCUCGGGCGGCUGCGGACGCGUGUUCGCUUUCCGGAAGCGGCGCGCACGCUUGCCUGAAAGAGGUGGGGCGGGGGUUGACCGGAGCAAGCAAGGGGGUCUCUCUCUUUCUCUCUCUCCAAAUCUUUAAUGUGGGGAGGGGCUGCCCACCCCCCGUUCUUUCCCUGCUUGGACAGUACUUUGCUAGAUUUGAAUCGGUGCCACGUUCAGAAGACGCCCUAGAGAGUCGGAUCUGGCGUGUUGUGUGAAUUGGGGCACUCUCUCCGAUCUGGAGGGAUUCGGGGGGGGCGGGGGAGAUCUAAUUCAUCUGAGACUCCCCUGGGGGGGUGGAGAGAGGCUUGGACAUCUCAUUUCCUUCCAGUUAUCUAGGGACCCGUCUCUCCCUCGCCGCCCCGCGCUUUUCCCUUUGUUACAGCUGCUCUCUUCAGAGCAGGCGAAAACUUCUUAAUAAAGGCAAAAGACACGUGUGAGUUUUGCGCUCUCGUCUGGAUGGUGCCCUUUGGCCUCCCCCACUCCGGUCACGUAGAGCUCUUUGACCCAGUUCCUCUGUAGCAAUAGCGAGGGAGGGGGAAGGAGUUGAGCCGCGGAGGAAAUCAGUGUGAACUCAUUUUUGUUUCCAUUCAGAUCUUUCUCUGUGUGUUUCAUUCUUUUCCAUAUCUGUCUGCCAAAAAAAAAGGGGGGGGGGAGAGAAAUCUUCAGCUUCUUGGAGGUUGCCAUUUUGAAACGGGGGGAGUUGCCUUGGUUUUCGUUUUUUAAAAAGUCCUGGCGUGAUUUUGAAAUGCGAUUUUCAUUUCAUUUUGUUACUUCCAGUAUGGAGGAGAGAAACUUUCCUCUGCGUCUGUGUCUAAAACUUUUGUCACCUGUUCCUCAACUUGGCUGAGAAUUAUUUUUCUGCCAUGCCUCUUUUUUUUGUGUGUCUUCCUUCUCCCCUGUCCCAAAGUAUUUUGAAUUUUUGGAGAAUUUUUUUUUUGGGGUGGGGAGAACGACAGACACCUGGAAAAGUAGCGUGGCAAUAAAAUCAAGUCUCCGUCAACGUAGAAAGUUCUUAACGCUCAGGAUUGCAAACUGGGUGAGUGUAGUAGCCUUGCAGAUACCCACCCACUCGCAAUUAAUAACUUUUUCGGCUGCUGGGCCCUAGCAAGGAACUGAAAUCAAAACCCCAGGUUUGAAAUGAGCGUGGGGAGUACAUGCGUCUAGGAGUCUCUGUAAACUUGAGAGUGACCUUCAUACCUGUCCUGUGUUCUCCUAAGAUGCUGGCUUCUAUUGAUGUGGCUUUUGCAUGUGGGAGAAGUUGGGAAUCAAAAUGGAAGUUCACACUCUUGAAAUUAGGAACGCACACAAACACAACCAGAUCACAGAUUUGGAACCUAGGCAGGCUCACCGAAACGAGGCCUUGUGACCCCGCUGCCAGUCCCUUUGGGAGGUUUGCGGUGGAAGAAUCCCACCCCCCUCGCUGAGAUCUGGUGUGGUGUUGAGGCGGGUUUUAGGCUGGGGAAAUCCUUUUUUCGGAUCCUUGCUCAGCCCCAAAGCACACUGGGAGGCCUUUUGCCUGCCUUGCAGGGUGUUGUGAGAAUAAUAAUAAUAAUAAUUUAUUAUUUGUACCCCGCCUGUCUGGCUGGGUCUCCCCAGCCACUCUGGGCAGCUUCCAACAAAGAUUAAAAAUACAUUAAAAUGUCACACGUUAAAAACUUCCCUGAACAGGGCUGCCUUCAGAUGUCUUCUAAAUGUCAGGUAGUUGUUUAUCUCUUUGACAUCUGAUGGGAGGGUGCUCCACAGGGCAGGUGCCACUACCGAAAAGGCCCUCUGCCUGGUUCCCUGUAGCUUUGCUUCUCACAGUGAGGGAACUGCCAGAAGGCCCUUGGCGCUGGACCUUAGUGUCCAGAAUAUAAGGCAGGGGUAGGCAACCUAAGGCCCGGGGGCCGGAUGCGGACCAAUCACCUUCUCAAUCCGGCCCGCGGACGGUCCCGGAAUCAGUGUGUUUUUACACAAGUAGAAUGUGUGCUUUUAUUUAAAAUGCAUCUCUGGGUUAUUUGUGGGGCAUAGGAAUUCAUUCAUUUUCUUUGCCAAAAUAUAGUCCGGCCAACCACAUGGUCUGAGGGACGGUGGACCAGUCCCCGGCUGAAAAAGGUGGCUGACCCCUGAUAUAAGGGGAUAGAUCACCCAUGACUUAGGGAAAUUGGGGUGUUCUUAGUUACCCAUACAGUGGUGCCUCGCAAGACGAAAUUAAUUCGUUCCGCGAGUUUUGUCGUCUUGCGAUUUUUUUCGUCUUGCGAAGCACGAUGUCGGGAAAGUUUUGGAAAAGCUUCAAAAAUCACCAAAGUCUUUAAAAACCUCAAAAAAGGCUACCACACCGCGUUCUAUGAGUUGCUCCUCAAAGUCAAGUCGCAACUGUAUUAACGGUGUUAAGAAAAAGGAAACAAACUCGCAAGACGUUUCCGUCUUGCGAAGCAAGCCCAUAGGGAAAAUCGUCUUGCGAAGCAGCUCAAAAAACAAAAAACCCUUUCGUCUAGCGAGUUUUUUGUCUUGCGAGGCAUUCGUCUUGCGAGGUACCACUGUACUUCCCUGUUAGGGGAUUAGAAUAGGACUUCUCCAGGAGUCCUUGCUUGUUCUGGGUUGGAGAGAAAAGGGGAGGGAGGUGUUAUUGCCUGGUUUCUGUGCUGCUUUGAGGAGGGUCAGCGUUCAAGUGCCACCCCGCCGCAGAAUCCUUCCAUGACCUCGCGCAGCUCGCUGGCCACAGUCCAGAGCAAAGGACGUGUAUCGACGUUCUGCUGGAACGAACAGGACUCUGAACCUCCUGUGGGCUUCCCCCGCUGCCUCCCAGUCUCACUUCCCCUCUCUGUGAAAUGGGUUUAAAAAAGCACUAGUUUUAUUAUUACUUUCUGCAUUUUGGCCCCACCUUCGAAGGAGCUCAAAGUGGCAGGCGUGGCUCUCCCCAUCUCAUUUAAUUCUUCCGUGCGACAAGGGUAGGUUAGGCUGAGAGGUGGUCAGCCGGUGAGCUUCGUGUGGCCCGGUGGGGAUUUGAACUCGGGUCUCGCAGGGCCUAAUCUGGUGCAUUUAACCACUGGCUCUCGGGGUGAUUUGUGAAGGCAAAUUCAGUACUGUACCUGAGCCCAUGUCAAAUUAAGGGCAUAGGAAAGAGAGACCUGUGUUUGUUUACUCCUACUGCCCUAAACUGCUGGGACGCAUUCUGCCCGCACAGUGUCCAGCCAGAUGUCUAUGGGGUGCUCACAAGCCGGGCACAGGAGGAGUAGAAUUGGAGAGUGGGAAGGGCUCCCCAAAGGUCAUCUAUUCCAACCCCCUGCAAUGCUUAUUUUGCCCCAUGCGGGGCUCGAACCCACAGCCCUGAGAUUAAGAGUCUCAUGCUCUAGCUGUCUCUUGGGGCCCGCAAUCCAUAGGCAGCGUCCCUCUGAUCCUGGAGUUAAAAUAUAGCCACCAGCGAUAGCUCAGUCGGUAGAACUGAGAGACCCUUGAUCUCAGGGUCAAGGGUUCGAGACCCGUGUUGGGCAAAAGAUUCCUGCAUUGCAGGGGGUUGGACUGGAUGAUCCUCAGGGGUCCCUUUCAACUCCAGAAUUCUGUGACCUUUCAUCCAGGGAGCUCAAGUACAUGGUCCUCCCCAAUAUUACUCUCACAACAACCCUGUGAGGUAGGUUAGGUUGAGAGGCAGUUGCUGGCCCAAGGUCACCCAGUGAGCAUCGUGAUUGGGUGAGGACCGGAACCCUGCUCUCUCCCAAGGUCUGGUCUGACACUCUAACCACUACACCACACUGCCUGCCUGCCGUUAUCUGGACGCCCACAAAUUCCCCCACCCAUGUGCUACUACAACUACUAUUUUCGAGGCCUCAGAUGUAUGGGGAGAAGGAUCGUAAAACCGAAUGCCAGAUUUGGCAUUCUGGAAAUCUUGAUUUUUAAAAAAGCCCCGCAAGGUUCUGGACCUUAUGACUGUGACAGUCAGGUCAGAUUGAAAGUGUGUGUGGGGGGGUGCUCCUUUCAGAUAGGCAGAAGUGAGAUUGGUAGGACUUUUCAGUGGGGGUGUAAUAGUAGUAGGGGAUUCUGUUCUUCCCCUUGAAUAGAACAAGUAGAACUAGCCGUGCAAAUCAUGCAACUCUGCAAAUUUCAGGAACGCUGUUGCAAUAAUGCUGAUAACGACAACAGCAGCGAAAAUAAUUUUAUUAUUCAGACCCCGCCCUUCUGACCCGACCGCCGGCCUGUUUCGCAUUGCCAUAGCGCUGGCGGCGACAGAUGGAGCGUUUUGAGGCUGGCACACCCCCACACCCCAAAUCUGGGGGGCUCCCUGUGCACGUCGGUCAGCCACUUCUAGGAAUGGGAGAAGCGAGACCGUUAAAUGUCAGACCGUGAGAAGCAGUGGAGGAGAAGGCAGCCAGGGGGUGAAGGUGCAGGAAGGGGAAGUGGUUUGAAAAACGGGGAGGGAGAAGCUGUUCCAAAGCAAGAAGGCGCCCGAGAGAAAUAGGGUGAAAAGGCAGGAAUUAAAUCGGGAGAGCCAGAGUCGCUAGGGCAGGAGUAGAAUCACAGAAUCCUAGACUUGGAAGGGACCCCGGGGGUCAUCCAGUCCAACCCCCUGCAACGCUAAAGCAUCCAUGACAGACGGCCAUCCAAUCAGCGGUUCUCAACCUGUGGGUCCCCAGAUGUUGUUGGACUACAACUCCCAUCAUCCCUGAGCUCUGGCCUUGCUAGCUAGGGGUGAUGGGAGUUGUAGUUCAACAACAUCUGGGGACCCACAGGUUGAGAAAGGCUGGUUGUCGUUCCGGACUACAAAUCCCAUCAGUCCCUGCCGGCGUGGCUGGGGAUGAUGGGAAUUGUAGUCCCGCAAGAGGAUGCUUCCCUGCGUGUUGCCUCCCCUGCGCUAGAGUGACGCGCAGCCCACAUUUUCAGAGGCGGAAAUGGAAGUUGUCAUUAACCCUGGAUCUCUGUGGGUGUAGGGUGACUAUGCUCUAUCCCUUUGGGUAAAUAAGUAAAUAAAUCUACCCUUCGCACAGGAAGUUAGUGGGAAACCAGGUCAACUUCAAGCCCCAGAGAAUGGUGCGAGUCUAGUCUUUCUGCCUCUAGGGCCGCUACAUAGUCCUCACUUCCUGUUCCUGUUCAGAAGCUGCUGUUUGGUUGGGGGAACCGUGGUGCCGUUGUUGAGAAUCGAGUCCUCGCAUGUGACUAGUCCUCAAUGCAAUGGCUAUCCUGUGUGCAUUCACCUCUUUCUAGUGAAUCAGUUGCCCCAAAAGAAGUUGCCCCUAUUUUUCGCUCUAUAAGACGCACCAGACCACAAGACGCACCUAGUUUUUGGAGGAGGAAAACAAGAAAAAAAAUAUUCUGAAUCUCAGAAGCCAGAACAGCAAGAGGGAUCGCUGCGCAGUGAAAGCAGGAAUCUCUCUUGCUGUUCUGGCUUCUGGGAUAGCUGCACAGCUUGCAUUCGCUCCAUAAGACGCACACACAUUUCCCCUUACUUUUUAGGAGGGGAAAAGUGAGUCUUAUAGAGCAAAAAAUACUGUAGUUGUGUGCGUGGGGGCGGGGAGAGAAAGGAAGGAACCAACUCUUCCUAUCAUGGUCACCCGCCAGAAAUUCUGAGCUCGCCACAGGCGACCAAGCGGACGACUGUUUUAUAUAAGCUUUGCCUGAUAUCGGUUGCCACCUUGAGUGUCAUUGUCUGGGUACAAAUUGCCAGAGGACAUGGUGAUGGGACCAGCCAAAGGAGAAAAGGGGGAAUGAUUCUGGAGGAAAGUGGCUGGAGUAGGCAGCAGCUGUAGCGUGUAAGGGUGAAUAUGGUAAAAUGAAAUGUAGGCCAGAACACCCUAUUUAUUUAUUGCAUAUUCCUGCCUUGCCGGGGGUUGGACUGGAUGACCCUCAGGGUCCCUUCCAACUCGACAAUUCUAUUAUUGAUCUCGCAUCUUUUCCUCCAAGGAGCAUAAGGGACCUCAUUUCAUCUCCACAACAACCUGUGUGGUGGAUUAGUCUGAGAGGCAGUGGCUGGCCCCAGGUCACCCAGUGAGCUCCGUAGCCAAACGGGGAUUCGAACCCUGGUCCCCCGCGUCCCAGCCUGGCACUCUGACCGCUACACCGCGCUGGCUGGCUGCCUUUCCUUGGGGUGCCCAGGUCUCAAGUUGCCCUGGGGAAGGUUGGGGAGAGGCUGAUUAAGAUGGGGGCACACAGAUCAGAGGAUCGUAGGAAGGAACCCCCGCAGGUCAUCUAGUCCAACCCCCUGCAAUGCAAUGCAGGAAUCUCAGCUAAAGCAUCCAUGACGGAUGGCCAACCAACGUCUGCUUAAAAACCUCAAAUAAGGAGAGUUUGCCACCUCCCGAGGGAGACUGUUCCUCUCUCAAACAACUCCUAUCAUCAGAAAGGGUCUUUUAUCCCCUCGUUUAGUCGUGUCCGACUCUUCGUGACCCCCUGGACCAGAGCACGCCAGGCACUCCUGUCUUCCACUGCCUCCCGCAGUUUGGUCAAACUCAUGCUGGUAGCUUCCAGAACACUGUCCCACCAUCUCGUCCUCUGUCCUCCCCUUCUCCUUGUGCCCUCCAUCUUUCCCAACAUCAGGGUCUUUUCCAGGGAGUCUUCUCUUCUCAAGAGGUGGCCAUAGUCUUGGAGCCUCAGCUUCAGGAUCUGUCCUUCCAGUGAGCACUCAGGGCUGAUUUCCUUAAGAAUGGAUAGGUUUGAUCUUCUUGCAGUCCAUGGGACUCUCAAGAGUCUCCUCCAGCACCAUAAUUCAAAAGCAUCCAUUCUUCGGCGAUCACCCUUGAAUUUUGUGGGAGAUGUCAUUGAGAUGUCGUUGAUCAGCCUUUUUGAGGGUCGUCCCCCCCAGCAUCUGGCUCACAACCAGUACGUCUGCAGCCGUCCAUCUCCCUAGCCCCCGCUUCCCCCAAACAGUCGCCCGUUGUGGAGCUUUCCCAAUCCAGCCCUGUUAAGACUUAGGUAUACUAUAUAAGCUAUGACGCGGGUGGCGCUGUGGGUUAAACCACAGAGCCUAGGGCUUGCCGAUCAGAUGGUCGGCGGUUCAAAUGCCCGCGACGGGGUGAGCUCCUGUUGCUCGGUCCCUGCUCCUGCCAACCUAGCAGUUCGAAAGCAAACCAGUGCAAGUAGAUCAAUAGGUACCACUCCGGCGGGAAGGUAAACGGCAUUUCCAUGCACUGCUCUGGUUUGCCAGAAGCGGCUUAGUCAUGCUGGCCACGACCCGGAAGCUGUACGCCGGCUCCCUCGGCCAAUAAAGCGAGAUGAGCGCUGCAACCCCAGAGUCAGCCACGACUGGACCUAACGGUCAGGGGUCCCUUUCCUUUUAUACUAUAUAAGCCAGCGCCAAAUUGCACCUUGAAUCUAGGUUGCGGUUGCCGCAACGGAAUGCCUAUUCGCCAUUGGGUUGGACUAGAUGACUCUUCAGGGGUCCCUUCCGACGCUACAGUUCUAUAAUCUCAGCUACAUGGCUUGACUGUCGCUUGCUCUUACAACAAUUCACUGGUCCCAGUAUUCAAGAGGGAGAAACACACGUUGGAAAUGGCAUUAACUAUUGAGUAAGGCAGAGCUUUUUAAACCUGGCGCCCAGAAAUCUCCACGCGGUUGCCAUCAGACCAGCACCAGUAGCAAAACAUGCCUGGCCAAUUUCAAACACAGCUACAGUCGAACGUUUUGGCUUUCAAACGCCGCAAACCCGGAAGUGAGUGUUCUGGUUUGUGAACAUUCUUCGGAGCCCGAACAUCUUCCGCAGCUUCUGAUUGGUUGCAGGAGCUUCCCGCAGCCAAUCGGAAACCGGGCCUUGGUUUCCGAAUGUUUUGGAAGUCGAGUGGACUUUUGGAAUGGAUUCCGUUCGACUUCCACUGUAAAUUCUUGGGUUAAGAACUUAAUUUGUUCUGGAGGUCCGUUCUUAACCUGAAACUGUUCUUAACCUGAGGUACCAGUUUAGCUAAUGGGGCCUCCUGCUGCCACUGCGCCGCCGAAGCACGAUUUCUGUUCUCAUCCUGAAGCAAAGUUCUUAACCUGAGGUACUAUUUCUGGGUUAGUGGAGUCUGUAAUCUGAAGCAUCUGUAACCUAAAGUGUCUGUAACCCGAGGUACCACUGUAAAGGUAAAGGGACCCCUGACCAUUAGGUACAGUUGUAGCUGACUCUGGGGUUGCGGUGCUCAUCUCGCUUUAUUGGCCGAGGGAUCUGGCGUACAGCUUCCGAGUCAUGUGGCCAGCAUGACUAAGCCGCUUCUGGCGAGCCAGAGCAGCGCAUGGAAAUGCCGUUUACCUUCCCACCAGAGUGGUACCUAUUUAUCUACUUGUACUUUGACGUACUUUCGAACUGCUAGGUUGGCAGGAGCUGGGACCGAGCAACGGGAGCUCACCCCGUUGCGGGGAUUCAAACCGCCAACCUUCUGAUCGGCAAGCCCUAGGCUCUGUGGUUUAACCCACAGCGCCACCCACGUCCCUAAAGCAAAGUUCUUAACCUGAGGUACUAUUUCUGGGUUAAUGGAGUCUGUAACCUGAAGCGUCUGUAACCCGAGGGUACCACUGUACUCUGUUCUGUAUUGCAUGGGGCCAAUUGUAACCUGAAGUAGAGAGCAUGGAGGGCCUUGUUAAUUUUGAUAUUCUCCUGUUUCCUCCUUCUCUUCAGCCUUGUAUGGACUGUGGCGCUUGCCUGCAGCCAUGGGGAAGAUGCUAUCAAAGAUAUUUGGCAACAAGGAGAUGAGGAUCCUCAUGUUGGGCUUGGAUGCCGCUGGCAAGACCACCAUCCUCUACAAGCUGAAGCUGGGCCAGCCGGUGACCACCAUCCCCACGGUGGGCUUCAACGUGGAGACGGUGACCUACAAGAAUGUCAAGUUCAAUGUCUGGGACGUCGGAGGGCAGGACAAGAUCCGCCCUCUGUGGAGACACUAUUACACCGGCACCCAGGGGCUGAUUUUUGUGGUGGACUGCGCCGACCGCGACCGGAUCGACGAAGGCCGUCAGGAGCUCCACCGCAUCAUCAACGACCGGGAAAUGCGAGACGCCAUCAUCCUCGUCUUUGCCAACAAACAGGACCUCCCCGACGCCAUGAAGCCGCACGAGAUCCAGGAGAAACUGGGCCUCACGCGCAUUAGGGACAGAAAUUGGUACGUCCAGCCGUCCUGCGCGACGUCGGGAGAAGGACUUUACGAAGGUUUAAUGUGGCUUACUUCCAACUACAAAUCAUAAUUCUAGGGCUAUAUAUCUAUAUCUAUAUAUAUAUAUAUAAUUUACGCGCGCACACACAAAAAGAAUCUCUAACCAAUGAAUCCUAGAACAUAUAUAUAUUCUCUUUUCCUCCUCCCCCCGUUCCUCCUCAACAAAAAAUUUGAAACGGAUUCUUCGCUCUAGCAGAAGCGGAGAGUUUUCUCGGCAAAUCGCUUUGCUGUGGCAGAAGCGGAGAGUUUUCUCAGCAAAGGGACGUGGCAGCAAGUCUGUCCACAAGAGAUUUCUCUCUUACUCUCUUUCGCCUCCUUCUCUGUCCUGGGAGAUGGCGGCAUUGGAUAUAUUCUGAUGGGAGCAAAGGGUUGGGGGUGGGGAGACUUUUAGCCCCAACCCUAUAUACGAAAGCUAGGUCUGCUAGGUUUCCACCCCUUUAAUCUUUCUCUCUCUGCCCCCCAACUCCUGUGGUUCUCCAAACUGUGGUGUCCUCAGCCUGAAAGCUGAGCUGCCUUGUGGGCAGAGCUUGGCGUUGCCCAUGCCAUAAUGGCAGUAUGUUUGGGUAGGUGGGCACCUUGUUGAGAGCGAAGGAUGGAUUCUGGUCUCCUUGCUUAGCGUUCCUGCCUUCCGCAAGCCUUGGGUUCAAGGGCCGCAAGUGGACAGACUCCCCUUGGCUCAUUUUUGCAGGGUGGGUAGGUGGGCACAGGAGAGAGACACUCCCCCACCCCGAGACGAGGCGUGUUCAAGUCCUGGUGCUAUCCUGUGCAGCCGAUGGAGGUUCACAUUCCGGAAUGCCUUGCUUGCUGGAGGCUGCGCCCUGUCCUUCCUUUGCUGGGAACACCCGUCUCUCUUUCCCUGCCUCUCCCCUCUCUCUCUUGACCUGCUCAACCUGCCGGGGUUGCUUGCUUGGUGUAGGCAAGGAUGUGCGAGGCCAACGCCCGGCCGAACCAGUUCCCCCACCGCAAGGUGGGUGGAAUUGAAGGAACCAUUAAUCAGAGCUAGGGCUGGCUCCCUCUCGCCGGAGCGUAGAUCUUCCUGACGGAGGCAGCUGGAGCUUCCCUCCACUUUUUCAGCAAGGGACAGGUGGAUUUUGGGGGGGGGGUGUUACAGAUCUGGACAGCUUCCUGGGCUUUCCACUUGACUUUGGGUUGGGGAGUUCCUGGCUUCCAACCUGGCCAGAUUUCUACCCGGACUGAAUCGAUCUGGGUCUGUUUUGCUCCUCUGUCCUGUUCUGAUGCCAUCCUUCUGCAAAACUUGUUUCCCCAAACGGGGAAUCGCCUACGCCACCCCCUUCUCUCUUUUCCCAUCUCUGGGCCACAGCCUUGGCUAAAGAUCUGCCUUGCCAAGUUUCUCAUCCUAGAGAAAGGACCAUUGGACCCAGUAUUUGACAACCUGGUGCCCUCCAGGUCUUUUGGACCACCACUCCAAGCAUCCCCUGCAUUUGGGGGGUGCCAGGUACGCAAGGCUGAUUUAACUCCGCUUCAGCGGUGGUUGAGACCGUCUUCCAGCUGUUGGGAACUACGUGUUCAUUACCGGGGUGUGUUUGUGUGUGUGUGUUCGAUAUGAGAAAUGUGCUCCACCGGUUGUUUUCCAGGUGGGUGCGGAUUCUCCUCGCUUCCUAAUCUUACCGACAAAGUUGGUGAAAUUUUUGGUCCGUAGCAGCUUAAACUAAGCGCAGGAUCCGAGGCACAGAACAAAGAAGAGGCUUCUUUUCAGGGACCAUGAAUCACUUUGCCCUGAUUUCACACUUCUGCUGUAACUCGAGAUCGUAUUUCCCUUUAUUUCCCCACCCCCCUUUGCAUUUGAGGCCGAUUCUUAAGAAGCAGUGACCAAUUUGGGGCGGAAUCUCUCUUUGUCAUCCCUUGAUUCACCCUGGGCAGGGAGGACUCGCAAAUGACCCCGCCCUUCCAAAUUGCUAGCUUUUGAACUUGAAAUGGAUUCGUCCUCUGUCCCCACCCCACCCACCCAGCAAAAUGGGUCUACUCAGGUAGUCGGGCAUUUCCACCUCCCUCCCCUUCCUGCCCAGGAUCACAAUGGGGAGAUCUCAGUUUAACUUUGCAAACUUCUUGCUUGAAUGCCUUGCUGGGUGAGAAACCUCCCCUCUCUUUGACACAAGAUCCGGUUAGUUUUUCCCGAUUUCCUUUCGCCCCCUGAACUAACAGGUGAGGACCGUGUGUGUAUGUCACAGGGGCAAAUUCUCAGUGUGAAUGGUUUUUUGGCACUGCAGCGGGAAGAAAGCUUUCUUCUCUCGUCCCCCAUGAAAAAGAGGCAGCCGUUGCAUGGCCACAUGGCUCAGGCCUUGAUUUUUCUGGUUACCCCUUGUUUCGAUGCGCACAGGGGUCCCCAACUGCAAGCUGCAUCUUAAGGUAGAUUUUUAUUUUUGCUUAUUGCACGGGGGCACGGAUCGGGAGCCUGUUCCUCUGUGCUUUGGGGAGAAAGGAAACGGCUCGUUUUCUGGAAAACACCGACUCGUGGUGGUGGAAUUGUACGGAAGGUACCAAGCGAUCUGGGUAGGGUCGUUCCGCGCACCCACCCCUCCCUGGGACCUAUCGGGCCUCGUGUUCCUGCUGUCCCCACAGAGAAGUCUUGCCCGCUGUCCUUUGCGCCAUGUUCCCACACCGCAGCCUGCUCUGCUUGGGCGUGAUCUUUUUUGAGCAAGCGUGACUCAUAACUCCCACAAGGAGUGUUCGUUCUCCUCUCUCCCCCCCCCCUUUUCAGUAGGGGGAGGGAGCGGUUCUGCACAGCUCAGCGAGCUCUUAACGCACAUCUGCAGCAAACUCUUCGUCCCUCCUUGCCAGCCAUAGAGCGGCAACCACAUCUCGCCUGCUUGGCCCCCUCCCAAAUUGAACCUGCGGCGGCGAAGGGAUCUGUGCCUCUUCCUCCCCCCCUCCCAAAAAAACCCCCUUGCACCCAGGACCAAGACCGGUGUGGGACUUGGAUGCAGAACUCUGUGCCUGAAUUUCAUGGUGGCAAUAUUUUGUGCAAAUGCACCUCUCUUCCCCUACCCUACAGAACAGAAGUUUUGACGCUGUUUUUUUGUGCCUGUUAAAACCCUUGAUUUUUGCUCAGAUCCCUGAAUAGUGGGGAUUAUUAUUUUUUUGGAGGGAGGGGGUGACCAGGUGUGCCCCCACCUUCUGCUCCUGAUGGCAAUCUUUCUUUCUCCCCCAAAUAAGCUGCAUUUAACCACGGUUAGAAACUGCACUUGAAAAGUACGCUUUGAAAGUAUUUCACGGGGUGGGAAGUUUAACUCUUUAACAUUCCUGCGCUGUAUGUUUCCCCCCCUUGCUUCCAAAAUCACUCGUCACCCGAUCGCACCAUGCACGUCUCUUCCCGCCCCCAAUCUUGCUGACAUUCCAACGGAUCUGCUUUGCUUUGUGGGGGGGGGGCAGGAUCCGCCAGUCGGAUUCCCGGGCGAUCGCGUCGGAACGAGACAGAAUUUAAAAGUCAGGUGACCGCCAUCUGGUUAGGCGUCCCGAGAUAAUCCAAUUCCGCUGGCACGAAACGUGUGUGACCGCGGACGUCAUCGGGAAUUUGUGUGAUGGGAAUUUAGGCUUUUGGAAUAAAACCUCUGGCCUCUUUCUCUCUCCCAGAUAUCGUCUGCCUCCCUUUCAUUUCUUCAAAGUAAAAUGUUGCUUUUGGCUGUUUCCCCCGAGUUUUUUUUUUGGGGGGGGAAGCUGUGUGCUUUACCUUGCAAAGAAAUAGGUGGAAAGACAUCAUUGUUUGCCCCCCCCACCUUAUGAUGAAAAAUAACCCACCUUAAACAAAGCUUUUCGAGCCCAACACCUGGGUAGAGUGAAUGUGGCAGCCAGGUCUCUGCGGAUUCUAGGGCACAGAUGGCUGCAAAUUUAAGCUGGAAGGCAGUGGUUAAUUUGGGUGGACCAGGCCUUAAUUUGCUGGCGAAGAUCUGAGAUCUUAGCCACUAGGAUACAUGUUUUAAUGCACUUCUCCCCUGACUUGGAAAGUUCUGUGUCGGUGGUGAUGAUAUAAGAAGGCACUUAAUUUCCCACCUCCUUGCUCAGUCACUCUUACCCUGCCUCCCUUGUUUUGCGGGUUUUUCUGCCUGUGUAGUCACAUUAAAAUAAUUCCCAGAUCACGCACAACGGAGGCACGGAGGUGCUCUUAUUUCUUGCGGGUGGGAGGGAACGAUGUGUGUGAAAAUAUCUGGGAGGGUUUCUGCGAUGUCAAUAAGGGCUUCUCAGUUCCUGAACGGAAGAACAAGGUACUUUUUGUAAUCAAAUCUGCAGCUGUCUUAACUGGAAUACAUUGGGUUUGUCUUUGGGGUUUUCUUGGUUCCCUCCUCAUCCCUCAUCCCCCACCCCACCCCGCAAAAAAUUAUGUUUUCUUUCUUCCCCCUGACUAGCAAAAUGAGGGGUGUGUUUAUCAGAUGCUGAUCUGCAUAUGCAAAUGUACUGUACAUUUAACGCUGGAAUUUCUUUUGGAAUCUUUUCUUUCAGGUUGGGGAAAAUUCAGACGUGUCUUGUGGUUAUGGGUUCCCGGGGUGGGGGAACACCCUAAUCUUUACAAACAAGGGCUCACUUCAGUGAACUGUUUUUUAAAAAAUAAAAAUAAAUGAUUUUUCUUUCUAGCCUUCAUGAAAA